UUCCCUGGUCUGAGCUCCGCCUUCCUUCUAUCAUUCCCACAAGGCAGCAGGAGCAGAGAGCAGCCAUUGCUGUGUCUGGCAGCAGGAUGGACCCAAACAAGAGUCACAAGACUAAGAGGAUAAUCAAAAUCACCCUGAAGAUCAUUUACCUGCUGACUGGGGAGGAUUACACAGUAGUGAAGACAUCCAAUGAGUGUAAGACACCCAGCAGCUGUACCCUUGUGUCAGACGGACUGAGCAGGACUCAGAGCCCCAUCAUGGUGCCUCCUCACUCACUGAUACAUGAGAGACACAAUGACCAGAAGAUCCUGGAACUCACCAACAAGAUCAUUCAGCUGCUGACUGGAGAGGAGGGGGAGUAUAUAGAGGAACACAGGGGUCUGUACAAGGACGUGAUGAUGGAGAAUCACCGUCCCCUCACAUCACUGGAUGGGCCCAGUAACAGAGAUACCCCAGAGAGAUGUCCCCGUCCUCUGUAUUCCCAGGAUUGUACAGAGGAGAAUCACAGGAUCCGAAAGGAGGAUCAGGUAGAAUGUCUGUCAGAUAUAAAGGCAGAAGAUAUAGAGGGAGAAGAAGAGACGUAUGUGACUGAUAUAAAGGCAGAAGAUACAGAGGGAGAAGAAGAGACGUAUGUGAGGGGAGAUCAGCAGUGUAUGGAGGAGGAGAUCCCUACAGAUAUCAGCAUAGCAGAUGGACACACAAGCAGGAACAUCUCAGAAGGACAUCUAAUGUUAUCCCCGGAUUGUGAAAUAAAAGAUAAUGACAGUAGACAGGAUUCUCCAGGAGCUAACCCCAUUACCCCAAUUCUACAUCCAGCUCUAUUAGCUGAUCCCUCUGGUCCUGGGAAAUGUUCUCCUGAUCACUCUGAUAUUGGUGCAUCUGUUACAGCUCUGACAGUAGAUACAGUGUUUCCCUGUUCUAUAGAUGCCAAAAGUUUUACACAGAACACAAAGCGUAUUACCCAUCAGCCAGCUAAGGCAGGUGAGAGGCCAUUUCCAUGUUCUGAGUGUGGGAAAUGUUUUGCACAUAAAUCAGCUCUUGUUAUACAUCAGCGAAGUCACACAGGUGAGAAGCCAUUUCCAUGUUCUGAGUGUGGGAAAUGUUUUACACUGAAAUCAAAUCUUGUUAAACAUCAGCGAUGUCACACAGGUGAGAAACCAUUUCCAUGUUCUGAGUGUGCGAAAUGGUUUACAUUGAAAUCAAAUCUUGUUAAACAUCAGCGAUGUCACACAGGUGAGAAACCAUUUCCAUGUUCUGAGUGUGCGAAAUGUUUUGCACAUAAAUCAGAUCUUGUUAAACAUCAGAGAAGUCACACAGGUGAGAGGCCACUGAUAUGUUCUGAGUGUGGGAAAUGUUUUACAAAGAAAUCAUAUCUUGUUAUACAUCAGAGAAGUCACACAGGUGAGAAGCCGUUUUCCUGUUCUGAGUGUGGGAAAUGUUUUACACAGAAAUCAGCUCUUGUUACACAUCAGAGAAGUCACACAGGUGUGAAGCCGUUUUCCUGUUCUGAGUGUGGGAAAUGUUUUGCAUUGAAAUCAGUUCUUGUUAAACAUCAGAAUAGUCACUCAGGUGAGAAGCCGUUUUCCUGUUAUGAGUGUGGGAAAUGUUUUGCACUCAACUCAAAUCUUGCUACACAUCAGAGAAGUCACACAGGUGAGAAGCCGUUUUCCUGUUCUGAGUGUGGGAAAUGUUUUGCACGCAACUCAAAUCUUGCUACACAUCAGAGAAAUCACACAGGUGAGAAGCCGUUUUCCUGUUCUGAGUGUGGGAAAUGUUUUACAAAGAAAUCAACUCUUGUUAUACAUCAGAGAAGUCACACAGGUGAGAAGCCGUUUUCCUGUUCUGAGUGUGGGAAAUGUUUUACAAAGAAAUCCGCUCUUGUUACACAUCAGAGAAGUCACACAGGUGAGAAGCCGUUUUCCUGUUCUGAGUGUGGGAAAUGUUUUACACAGAAAUCAGUUCUUGUUACACAUCAGAGAAGUCACACAGGUGUGAAGCCGUUUUCCUGUUCUGAGUGUGGGAAAUGUUUUACACAGAAAUCAGCUCUUGUUAAACAUCAGAAUAGUCACUCAGGUGAGAAGCCGUUUUCCUGUUCUGAGUGUGGGAAAUGGUUUACACAGAAAUCAGUUCUUGUUACACAUCAGAGAAGUCACACAGGUGAGAAGCCGUAUUCCUGUUCUGAGUGUGGGAAAUGUUUCACACAGAAAUCACAUCUUGUUACACAUCAGAGAUGUCACACAGGUGAGAAGCCAUUUUCAUGCUGUGAGAGAAAUAAAUCCGCUCUUGUUGAACACAUUAGACAUUAUCCAAGUACGGAACCAUUUAAAUCUUCUGGAGUAUAAUCAUCACUGUCGUCCAAUGUUCCUCAAGGGUGAAUCCUAUCUCCUAUGCUUUAUAAAAUAUACAUGCUAGC
Pseudophryne corroboree (corroboree frog) is the source of this 2413-nucleotide messenger RNA. RefSeq names its product zinc finger protein 260-like. The record is from RefSeq and is a predicted model, not a curated record. Gene Ontology annotation, cellular component: nucleus. The transcript is spliced from 8 exons. Gene Ontology annotation, biological process: regulation of gene expression. The coding region runs from base 87 to 2342 and encodes 751 amino acids. NCBI's taxonomy places the organism in Eukaryota, Metazoa, Chordata, Amphibia, Anura, Myobatrachidae.